This is a messenger RNA of Vigna angularis (adzuki bean), 1206 nucleotides long. RefSeq lists its product as uncharacterized. Lineage: Eukaryota; Viridiplantae; Streptophyta; Magnoliopsida; Fabales; Fabaceae. The coding region runs from base 1 to 1206 and encodes 401 amino acids. Gene Ontology annotation, molecular function: nucleic acid binding; zinc ion binding. The transcript is spliced from 2 exons. The record is from RefSeq and is a predicted model, not a curated record.
AUGGCACGCAGAUCACCUCCUCCUCCUCCUUCUCCUUCACCUGCACAGUCUGAUGUUUCUAAUUUGGUGAGAGUAAUGGAAUCUUUUGUGGUGGCGAUGCAACAGCAGAAUGCAUCGUUGAUACAACAAAACACAGUUGCAUUACAACAAUUGGAGGCUGCUAGGGUGUCAGCUGAGGCACACCAGAGGCAAUUUGUGGAACUAAUAAACGGUGGUGCAAGAGCUCCCGCUGACCCAUUCUAUAUUCCGCCCACUCCUAUUCAAGAGUGGAGUCUAGAGAAUUUUCUUCAACAUCAUCCAGCUAAAUUUUGUGGCAAUACCAGUGCCGACGAAGCAGACCAAUGGUUUAGAGAUAUGGAGAGAAUUUUCAAUGCCAAAAACUGCCCAGACGAUAAUAGAUUGGCUUAUACUGAAUAUUUGUUGUCAGGAGAAGCCAGUCAUUGGUGGACCAGUACGAGAACACUGUUGGAAAGGAGUGGUAAACCGAUCACUUGGAACUUAUUCCAGAAUAAGUUCUAUGCUGAGUACUUUCCGGACAGUGUAAGGUAUACCAAGGAAGUAGAAUUUCUCCAGUUAGUGCAAAGGGGAAUGACUGUGACAGAAUAUGCCGAUAAAUUUAAGCAUCUUAGUCGCUUCCAUACUCUGGAUAUGGAUGAAGAAUGGCAGUGUAGGAAGUUUGAAAAUGGACUGAGAGGAGAUAUCAAAUUGCUGGUCAAAGGUUUAUGUAUCAAGGAGUUUCCUACAUUGGUGGAGAGAGCUAAAGUGUUAGAAAAGACAAAGAAUGAAAUGCAAUUUCAGCAGAGACCACCCCAGAGGAUUGGUGGACCAUCUGGGUCCAAAUUCCGGCCUGGAGACAAGAGAAAGCCCUAUUCUAAACCUCCUUUCCAGGGGCUUAAAGGACCUUCAUUUCAUCAAUCUGGCCAAGCAGGACAACCUGGAGUGGUGAAGUGCUUUAAUUGUGGAGGACCACAUUAUAGGUCCGUUUGCCCUCAGUUAGUUGGUCAUAUGAAGUGUAAUGCCUGCGGGAAGGAGGGACACUUUGCCAGGAAUUGUCCCACAUCUGGAAGACCAAGGGUUCAGCAACCGACUAGUCAGUCUCAACAGACGGCAGAUGUCAAACCUCAAGCUGUGGGCAGAGUAUAUGCAAUGACCGGAGCAGAAGCAACUGGGCCAGUGUGUGAGAAAGUUGGGACUGACUGUGAGUGA